UAGAUCGGGAUAAGACAAACAAGUCAUUACAAGAAUCAGAAUCAAAAGCUGCCGAAUUGGAAAAACAAUUGGCCAUUGUCUCGGCAAGUAGAGAACAAGCAGAAUUUCAGUAUCAAUUGUUAUCCAAAGAAUUGCAAAACUUCAAAACUCGGUAUAUGAAAGAUGUGGAAUCUAUAAAGGUAGAUUUUCAAGAACUUCGUAGCGAUAUGGUUUCAACUUCUAAGGGAUUAAAGAAAGUUGUGGUGGAAGCUGGUUCUCGUAUUGAAACAUUAACAAAGGAACGUAAAGGCGAAAUUGAAAAUCUAGAAACAAUUCAAAUCAAAUUAAAAGAAAAUCAAGCGAAAUCUAUCGCUUCGAUAUUAAGCGAAGUUGAUCGGAUGAAAAAGGAUGUAGAGAUAUCGAAUGAAAAGACUAAACUAUAUUCUAAUCAAGUAGCAAAAGUUGAAGAUGAAAUAACAAACAAAAUGGCAUGUGUUUCUGAAAUUUUUAUUAUAAUAAAUUCAUAA
Molecule: messenger RNA, 506 nt
Organism: Funneliformis mosseae
Lineage: Eukaryota; Fungi; Glomeromycota; Glomeromycetes; Glomerales; Glomeraceae
Source: the annotation of a GenBank genome assembly